AUGUAUGUUGUAUCAAAUAUGAGAUCACAACACUCCCCAUGUUCCCCACCUGCCCCUCUCGCGCUUGUCCCCCCCAACCCCAGCACGCCCAUCCACGGCAUCAUCGGCAUGACAGCACUGGCUCUAGACGCCCUCGAGUCACUCCACGACCCCCAUGACCCCCACGACCCGCACGACCUCGCCACACACCCUUCCUCUGACGCCCUCGCGCUGCGGAACGAUCUGACGGUGGAGCUGCACGAGCAUCUGACGGUGGUGGCACAAUCUGCCGACUGCCUGCUGAACAUCGCCAACACCGUUUUAGACCUGGCGAGGAUAGAGGCGGGGCAGCUGGCGCUGGAUAAAGUGCCCUUCGCCCUCAGGGAUGUUGUUGGCUCUACCAUGAGAAUGCUGCAGGUGCGGGCGGAGCAGAAGCAGCUGCUGUUCUCAUGGCAGGUGGCGGAGGGGGUGCCUCACACAUUGGUGGGGGACCCAGGCAGGCUGCAGCAGUGCAUCAUCAACCUGGGGCCGGAGGGAUCCUUAUCUGCUCGUCUCUCCGACCCCCUCCCCCAUUCCGUUGUUGCUAACCGCAGCAGUAACAACCACCCCAACACCAAUGCCAACGCCACGAACACUGACCGUAGGGCUAACACGAACAGCAGCACUUAUUCCAAUACUAACCCUGGCAUUAACACCAAUGUCUUUGUUCCCACGGAGGUUUCUCGUGCUCUCCGGCAGCGAAUGCUCGAGCAAGGGAAUGCAGGGGCAGGGAGCAACCUCCAUCCGCAGGUUGAUUCGGAGGCGGGGACUUGCAGGGAGAGAGGGCACGAGGCAGUCAGUGAUGGGAAGGAGCGAGUAGGCAAGGCGGGGAGGCACAGGCACAGGCACCGACAGGGGAACGGUCAUGCAGGGAGGAGCUCAGGGAGAGAGAGAAGGGAUUGGGGAGGAGGAGGAGGAGGAGGAGAAGCGGGGAGAGACGUGUCUUCUGGGCCAGAGGGGACGGCAGGUGGGCUGGGGAGAGAGGAGGUCAGUGGGGAAGGGAGCAGGAGGGAGGUGGGGAGGAGUGUGAGUGAAUUUCAAAGUGGUAGAAGCGAUGCUGCUUGGUAUUCAGACUCUUCUGCUCGUCCAAUAGCUAGAGCGACUCGUGCAAGCUUGGUUAGGUCCGAGAGUGACCAAGCCAAGCUGUUUGGUUCGGGUGGGAGGAGCGGGAGGAGACGACCGGGCGCACACGAGCAAAGUAGUGAUGGGGUGGGGAUGCCUCAGAGUGGUUGGUCAGACACUGGUGAUUCAGAUACGAGUGACAGGGACGCUGCAGCGAGGGCCAGACAGACUCUGGACUCCUUUCGAGCCCAGCUGCUCUCUGCCAGCCAGCAGCCAGAAGGUUCCUCUCUUCCCACUGGCCAUCGCAGGCGCAGGAGCAGAGAGAGCAGACGGAGCAGGGGGAGCAAGGGAGGCGGUAAGAGCAGUGGGAGCAGCAGCAGCGGCGGCGGCAGCAGCAGCUCGGAUGAAAAGAACAACAACGAUAUCCGUACCCAUGCUGAUGAUGACGACGAUGACAUCACGCCUCGAGCAGUGAUCAGCAGCAGCAGCAGCUGCCUGCGCACGAUCGGGCGGAUAGCAGCAGCAGGGCUUGUCUCCUCCUCCUACCCCUCCCUGCCCUCCCAUGCAGCCCAGCGCGCAGCAGAGCGGCCUCUGCUGGGCCCCAACUACCAGGAGAGGGGGGAUUCGAGCUCAGGGGGAGAGGAGCUGGUGGGCAGUGCGAUGAGAGCGAGGGGCAUGCAUCGAUCCACUUCUGAAGGCUCCCCUGGGGGUUCUGGGGUGGUAGUGUCUGCACGGAAGGGAGGGUCUGGGGUGCUGGGCUCUGCACUCAAGGGGGGAAUUGGUGCUGCUAGUGUUGGUGGUGCUGGCGGUAGUCCUGCUGCAGGUGGUGGUGGGUCUGGUGGGUCAGGGGGAAUGUCUAGAGGUAUUUCCCACAGUGCUUCCCGAUCUGGGUCGAGGAGUGUGUCAAGAAAAGGGUCGAGAACCAACCUUGCUGUGUGGUUUGCUGAUGGUGCCGGUGGGGACAGUGAGACAGAGAAACGCGCAGCGGCUGGGUUCUCUGCUGCAGCAGCACCUGAAAACUCACCUGAACCCGCACCUGAGGAAAUGGCCGGUGGGGCUGCCAGCGGUGUCGGUGUGAGGUCAGGGGACCGAGAAGGAGCAGGGGAGGGACGGGGAGACGGCGAGGGCAUGGGGAAUCCCGGGAGAAGAGGGAGUGGGGGGUCAGGAGCAUUCAAGUCGAGUGCAGAGCUGCAGUGGUCUGAUCUAGGCAGUACGUUUGUGAGGAGGGAGGGCGCAGAGGCAAGCAGCAAGGCGGCAGCAGGGAAGAAAGUCAGAAGCCCCCCUCUCUCCUCGAGGGUUCCUGAGGAUGCAAGCUUGGGAGGCCGAGGGGGGGAACGAAUGGGGUUUUCUCUUGGUACAGCAGCAGCAGGGGGGUCUCUGGCAUCGCCUGCACCAGUUGCAGCCUUCCCCCGGGCUGUUUCAGGGGGGGUCCCGGACAAGCCUGCGGCGAACAUUUUCAGCAUGGGAUCUCUGAAGAGUCAACCCAGCAACGCGUCUUCUGUCUUCAGCCGCAGCAGCAGCACCCGCUCCCGUGCCUUCCCCCCCGACUCUCUCGUCGCUGCUUCCGAGCCUGCUAUGUACCCCGCUGCCUUGGACUCGUCUUUGAUUAUCCCUGCAUCUGACCCUGCGCUAAGAAGCCGGCUAGACCACACUUACGUAAGUGUCAGUGGGAGCGCUGGUGCGAGGGUAGGCAUGAGUGGGCGGAUGGGGGGGGAAGCGGCUGCACGGCCGAUCAGCAGAGGGGGGUUGGGGAGGAGCAGAAGGAGGAGGGGCAGCGGGCGGGAGGGCGAGAUGGUGGGAUCGAGCAUGGGCUCUGGCAUGUGGGGCAUGUUCAGCAGGAGAAUGGAUAGCGGUUGGUCAGGUCAAAGCGGGGUUGAGUCGCUUCGCGGGGCAAGUAGUGAGGAGUCUGGGAGGAGAGCAGGUGGGUCGGGGAGGCGGGUCGGAAGAGGAGGAGGCAGAGAGGAGGAGGAAGUGGAAGGGGAAUUGGAAGAGGAGGAGGAGAAGGAGGUGUGGAUCCUGGUGUCGGUGAAGGACACGGGGAUUGGCAUCAGUGCGGAGAAGCAGGGGGAGAUUUUCCACAACUUCGUGCAGGCGGACACGUCGUACACACGGGAUUACGGGGGAAUAGGGCUGGGCCUCAGCAUCGUGCAGAGCCUUUCCCCCUGCCCCUCCCUGCCUUUCCCUGCUCUUCCUCCGUGCCUUACCUGUUUCAUCACCAGCACCACCCCAUUGCGUCCUCCCCUGGCCCCACACAGUCUGGUGCACAUGAUGGGGGGAGAGGUGUGGGUGGAGAGCGACCUGGGCAAGGGAUCCACAUUCUUCUUCACAGCCCGCCUCGACACCGCCCCUCCCGGCACCACCACCACUCCCGCACACCCCCCCCAGGCCUUCGACCCGUCUGCUCCUCCUUCUCUCGCCGCCUCCUCCUCUCUCUACGCCCUUUCUUCUGAACUUCCCCCCGGGUUUCCCCUGGCUGGAUACGGGGCUGAAAUCGCUCGGUUUGACUCGUCUGUGAGCAUGUCGGAUCACGUGGCUUUUAACGAGUACGUUUCGUUACAAGGAGGAGCCUCAGCAGAACACACGCCUGCUCGCUCGGUGUAUGCAUCAGCUCGAUCGGGAUACACUACGGAGUUCGCCACUGCUCCUCAGUCCCCUCUAGACUCCUCCCCUGAAAGCCCCCCUCUCGUCCCUGCCUUGACUCCCUCGCACUACCCUAGUGCACACUACCCCAGUGCACACUACCCUAGUGCACACUACCCCAGCACCAGCCCUGCCAUCAUGCCUCUUCCUCUCUCCCUCUCCUCCGAUUCUAUCCAAUCCGCACCCGCUUUUGCUGCUACUGCUGCUGCUACUGCUGCUGCUGCUGCUGCUGCUUCUGCUGCUGGGGCGAUUGCUCCUUCUCCGCUCCCUGCUGCUGCUCCUUCUGCUGCGUCUUCUCCAGCAAUCCACCAGUCAAACCACACUCCACCCCCGCGCACCCCUCGCUCACUUCUCCGCGUACAGACCCCCGCGCCCUUGCUCACAGCAGCAUCUCUUCCCGCUGCCACUGCCAGGGCAGGGGGGAGGGUGCGAGGAGAGGAGGGGGAGAGUGAUGAUGGUGGUGUGAGGAGUGGAGGGGAGAGUGGGCAAGGAAGUGCAGGCGGGAGGGGGGGGCUGUUCAUCAUCCCUCCCUCCGUCACACUCCCUCCCACCCUCGCCAUUCCCAGCCCUCGCCCCUUCCCAACCUCCACUUCCGAAGGCCGGCCCCGUCCAGCACGUUCGGCGUACUUCUCAGGCCCGGUGCUAGGCUCGGGAGGAGCAUCGACAGCCACAGUGCGCCCGAGCCUGCAAACCAUCCCUGCGGAUGCGUCUUCUCCGAGCCUGCAUUCUCCGAAGCUGCUGUCACCAACGUGGUGGCAUUCCAAUAAGCUGCCAUCGCCCACAGGGAGCAGAGAGGGCGCAGCAGGGUCACAUGCUGCUGCUGCUCCCCCUGCUGGCUUUGCUGUUGCACCGCUCUCCACGCCCUCCCCCCGUGGCCGCCGCAUCUGGAGGGACCUAGAGGACCCCUCUCCCCGUGCUGCCGCUGCUUUUGCUGCUGCUCCGUUCUCCCCUCGCACGCCACGAGGGUGGGGGGUGGCCAGGGGAAAAGGGGUUACAGGCAGUGGUGGGUGGGGGGCGAGUGGAGGAGAAAGUGGGGGAGGCAGUGGGGGAGGCAGUGGGGGAGGCAGUGGGGAAGGCAGUGGGAGAGGCAGUGGGGGAGGCAGUUGGGGAGGCAGCUUGGGGGAGAGUGUGCCGGGGAUAAGGGUUGUUGAGGGGAGUGUACUUGUGCCUGGUAGUGGAGUUGUUUCGGCAGUGAAGUCAGGACAAGGAGCACAAGGGGGAGCAAACAGGGAAGCUGAAGCAAGGGCUGGAGCAGGGGCAGCUGAGGCGAGAGAAACUGCAGAAGUAACUGUAACCAUGGCAGCUUCAGGUGGAACAGCAGGCGCAACAGAAGGUGCUGCAGCAAUUGGAGGAAGAGGAGAGGAGCUGGCAGAAGCAGAGGGCACAAGCACGCCCACACUCUCAGACACUUCUUCGAUCGAUUGGAAUAUCCCUCCCUCCCCAGCAGCAGUGGCAAGAGGCAAGUCAGUGGCGGCACGUUCAGCAGCAGCACGUGCAUUCUCCCGGGAUGUGAGCCUCUCAGGGGGGAUUGCCGGCUCACCUGGCUCCUCCCGCCGCCACCUCUCCCCUCCCCUCUCCAAACUCGCCUCUGAAUCCUCUCGCUCUCUCUUUUCUCCAAAUCUCGCCCGUCCUAGUGCCAUGUCCCCGGACCAGGCCGCGUCUCCCGAGCCUGCGCAACCAGGCUCGGCAGCGUCGGUCGGAGACAUGCAGCUGAUAGGCGAUUGGGGCUUUCUCGCUCCCGGAACUGCCACUUCGGUUCGGGCUGCGAACGCAAACUUUUCUCCAGCUGCCCGACCGCUUGCUGCAGCGUUACCUGCCCGGCGGGGGCAUGCGAGUCACAUCAGCAUGGAUGAAAGGUCGACCACGAGUUUCCGGUCCUCUCGGCCCAGCUCUGGCAGCGUUGCCACUGGGAGCAGUGGGGAUGUCGAUGCUGCCGAUCUCGAUGCUCUCGCAUCUGCUCCUCCUGUCGCUUCUGCCUCUUCUCCUGCUGCUGGGAAUGUCAGGGUUGGAGUUGGUCUCAACACUUCGGCUGCUGCUGCUGCUGCUGCCGUGCCACCUCACAGCCUUAUUGAUGCAGCACCAGCCAAUCCCGCAGGGACGGCGGUAGGCUUGGGAGCAAUGCCAGGCAUGGCUUGGGAUGAUUCCAGAACAGCUUCGGCUCUUCGAACCUCAGCCCCAGGCCUGGCAAGCAUGAGAGGCAGCAGGUCCGGAGGCAGCUACGAGCCUGCAGCAGCUGCGGCAGUGUCAGCCUUGGAAGUAGAGGAUCUCACCAGCAGCAGCUCUAGAGGAGGUGAUGUCAUGAUGACUGCUACAUCAGUCACAGGGUCUACUAGUGCAGGUGCUCUUGCUAGUGCGCUCUCUCUGCCGCUUCAUUCCUCCUCCCAGGCACGCCCCUCGGUGUCGCUUCAUUCCUCCUCCCAGGCACGCCCCUCGGUGUCGCUUCAUUCCUCCUCCCAGGCACGCCCCUCGGUGUCGCUUGCCGUACCACUGCUACAGAGGAGCCCGUCCAACAAGGACCCUGCGCUCCCCUUGCCUCCUCCUGCUCGCAGACGCUCCCCGUCCCUCUCCGCUGUCCCCGAUGCCUCUGCUGCUGCUUCUUCUGCUGCCUCUGCUGCUGCUGCUGCUGCUGCUGCUGCUGCUGUUGCUGCUGUUGCUGCUCCUUCUUCUGCUCCCACUGCUUCUGCUACCACUACCACUGCUUCCUCUGGUGGGCACUAUCACCCGCUGCUGGGCCCUCUGCCUGAGCAGCAGGCGCCUGCUGCUGCUGAGAUUGUGUCUGACCCUAAGGCACAGCAGCAGGCACACCAGCAGGCUCAGCAAUCGCAUAAGGCCACCGCCACCUCAGCCCCGGCAGCUCAGCCAUCCACACGUAAACAUCAGCAAUUUGCUUCUCCACCCGCCAAGCUGGAGCUUCAGGGUGCUCCUCAGGUGCAUGCUGCAGCAGCAGCAGCAGCAGCAGGAGAGGUGCGAUCGAGGCAGGGAGCUGAUGCUGUGGCUGGUGGGGGAGGGCCUGCUGACACGGUCAGGGCCAUGGGGUUACACACUGGGAGCACGGGCAGGCAAGUGGAGCCUGGAAGGAUCAGCCUGGAAGGAUCAGACUCAGGUACAGGUGCAAGCUCUGGACGGCCCUCCCGAGCUCGGGGGGCACUCUUACUGGCGGGGGUGCGAGCGCUGCUGGCAGAGGACAACAUGGUCAACCAGCGCGUGGCCAAGCACGCUCUCACCAAGGUGGGCGCGACGGUGGAGAUUGCUGGUAACGGACAGCUGGCGCUCACUGCCAUUGAGGAGCGGGCAGCGUCGUUCGACGUCAUUCUGAUGGAUAUUCAGUGCUAUGAAGCGGGGAUGGAUGGGUAUGCAGUGAAGCCGUUUAAAAUAGAGCAGCUGUCAAGAGGGAUCCAAGCAGUUCUCAAAGGGGCAAAGAAUGUGGAUGUCACGGUGAUGUGA
This is a messenger RNA of Closterium sp. Naga37s-1, 7164 nucleotides long. NCBI's taxonomy places the organism in Eukaryota, Viridiplantae, Streptophyta, Zygnematophyceae, Desmidiales, Closteriaceae. The record is from the annotation of a GenBank genome assembly.